GUACUACCCAGCCCUGCGGACUCUGGAGCAGCUGGAACAGACGUGUCUCCCCAGAGCGGGCCAGUACAGGUUCUGUUCCAUCAUGUCUGACAAUAUCCCCAGACUGAGGACCCUCAUCAGAGACACGGCCAUGUCUCAACUGAAAGACUUCCUGGAAUCUAUUCGGAAACACAGCGACAAGAUAGGAGAGACCGCUAUGAAACAGGCCCAGGUCCAGCGCUCUCUGGACAGCGCUGUGUCACUCCAACAGAGAGCUGCGGUUGGUCGACGGCUGAGGAAGGAGGCAGGACUAGGGGCGGGGACUGACAUUGACGGACAGGGCAGCAGCCCAAUGUCUGAACAAGACUCUGGAGUACUGGAUGUAGAGGAUGAGGAGGAUGAAGAUGAGGUACCAGGGGCCCAGGAGUUGGUCGACUUCUCUCCAGUGUAUCGAUGCCUCCACAUCUAUACAGUUCUGGGUUCCCGGGAGCAGUUCGAGAACUACUACAGGAAUCAGAGAAGGAAACAGGCUCGCCUCGUACUGCAACCCCACUCUAACAUGCACGAAACCUUGGAAGGAUACAGAAGGUACUUCAAUCAAAUAGUAGGGUUCUUCGUGGUAGAGGACCAUAUUCUCCACACUACCCAGGGCUUGGUGAACAGGGCCUAUGUAGAAGAGCUGUGGGAGCUAGCUCUUUCCAAGACCAUCGCUGCCCUGCGCACACACUCCUCGUACUGCACUGACCCAGAUCUGGUGUUGGAUCUGAAGAAUCUCAUUGUGCUGCUGGCAGACACACUGCAGGGCUAUGGGUUCCCAGUGUCUCAGCUGUUUGAUAUGAUGUUUGAGAUGAGAGAGCAGUAUGGAGAGAUAUUACUGAAGAAAUGGAACCUCGCAUUCAGGCAGGUGUUGGACCAGGAUAACUUUAGUCCCAUCCCCGUGGCAACAGAGGAGGAAUACAGACAGUUCACUUCCCAGUUCCCCUUCCAAGAUCCUGAACUGGACAAGCUUCCGUUCCCUAAAAAGCUUCCGUUCUCUGAGUUUGUUCCUCAAGUCUACUCUCAGCUCAAAGAGUUUGUCUACGCCUGCCUCAAGUAUUACGAAGACCUUCACCUCAGCUCUACAGAGAUCGAUGAUGUCAUCCGUAAGUCGACCAACCUGCUGUUAACCAGAACGCUCAGUAACUGUCUACAGUACGCAAUGAAGAAGAAGAACGUAGGACUGGCUGAGCUGGUUCAGGUGAUCAUCAACACGACCCAGCUGGAAGCAUCAUGUGUUUACCUGGAGGAGUUCAUCUCCAACAUCACUAAUGUUCCCCCCGAUACCGCCAACGCUACCAAGCUCUACGGGACGUCCACGUUUAAGGAUGCGAGACAUGCAGCAGAAGAGGAGAUCUACACCAAUCUGAACGCUAAGAUCGACCAGUUCCUUCAGCUGGCAGACUACGAUUGGACAGCAGCCCAGGGGGGCGGGGAUCCGAGCGACUACCUGAGUGACCUCAUCGCCUUCCUCUGUUCCACUUUCUCUGUCUUCACACACCUGCCGGGUAGUGCCAUAGAACACGCUAGACUGCCGGGUAAGGUAGCCCAGACAGCCUGUAUGUCAGCCUGUAAGCACCUCUCUACCUCUCUGCUCCAGCUGCUGCUGGAGACAGACGUCAGACAGGUGUCUAUGGGAGCUCUGCAGCAGUUCAACACAGACGUCAAGGAGUGUGAGAGGUUUGCCAGAGCGGGGCCGGUACCCGGCUUCCAAGGAGACACGCUGCUGCUCGCCUUCUCUGAUUUGAGACAAUUAUUAGAUCUGUUCACCCAGUGGGACUGGUCCAGCUAUCUAGCUGACUAUGGAAGACCCACCUGCAAAUACCUGAGAGUCAACCCUCACACAGCCCUAACACUGCUUGAAAAGAUUUCUCGACUGAUGAAAGACACCAGUCGUAAGAACAACAUGUUUGCUCAGUUCAGGAAGAACGAGAGAGACAAACAGAAACUCAUCGACACUGUGGUCAAACAGCUACGCAACCUCAUCUCCGCCCACCAGACCUGAAUGGAGCAACGCUAUUGGUCAACGAACAUCACCAGACCUGAAUGGAGUGAUCCUAUUAGCCAAGGAACCUCCACCUUGCAAUCCUAUUGAUUACUGCAACCUCAAUAUCUGCCCACUAGACCAAUCUCAUUAGCCAAGGAAUCUUAUCUCCGCCCACCAGACCUGAACCCAUACAUCCUAUUGGCCAACGAGCUUCAACCUCGCAAUCCUGUUGGCUAAGGAACAUCAGUCUCCGCCCACCAGACCUGAACUCAACCAUCCUAUUGGUUGAGGAAACA
Oncorhynchus mykiss (rainbow trout) is the source of this 2298-nucleotide messenger RNA. The record is from RefSeq and is a predicted model, not a curated record. Lineage: Eukaryota; Metazoa; Chordata; Actinopteri; Salmoniformes; Salmonidae.